AUGUUUAGCUUCAUGAAAUGGAGUCGAAAUCCCAACGAUGAAGGUCGCGCCGUCGAAUCCUGCAAAACGGAAAUAGCAUCAAGAAACUACACACCAAUUCACUACACUAGAGGUUUGUUCAGACACCAGGUCAGCCCCCGAAAUCUGCCAUCUCCCAAACCAGAGAAUCUGUCAGGACUUGGCACUACUCUUGAUGUUUGA
Messenger RNA from Penicillium odoratum, 201 nucleotides. RefSeq lists its product as uncharacterized. Bases 1 to 201 code for a protein of 66 amino acids. The record is from RefSeq and is a predicted model, not a curated record. NCBI's taxonomy places the organism in Eukaryota, Fungi, Ascomycota, Eurotiomycetes, Eurotiales, Aspergillaceae. The transcript has 2 exons.